Messenger RNA from Fragaria vesca subsp. vesca, 1230 nucleotides. RefSeq names its product RING-H2 finger protein ATL52-like. NCBI's taxonomy places the organism in Eukaryota, Viridiplantae, Streptophyta, Magnoliopsida, Rosales, Rosaceae. Gene Ontology annotation, biological process: protein ubiquitination. The transcript has a single exon. Bases 1 to 1230 code for a protein of 409 amino acids. Gene Ontology annotation, molecular function: transferase activity. The record is from RefSeq and is a predicted model, not a curated record.
AUGGGGUUUUCCCAAAGAAAGUUCUUCGUGAACGAUCCAGAUGUGAUCUGUAAACUUAGUUGUGACCCUAAAGUAAAUAAACGAGGCUUUUGUCUUGAACCUUGCUGCAAACUCUGCCCACUUGUCUGUAAAACUCUUCCUGACCCACCUCUACUGCCGCCGCCGCCGCCUAAGUUGGUUGAUGAUAAUCCAGCCUCUACUAGCCAGAAGCAUCUGAUUCAAACGAGUAUGAUAGUUGGGUCUUGUAUGAUUGGGGCUUCUCUUCUUCUUUGUAUUGUUUUUGCUCUUAUGAGAUUCUAUUCGAGUCGGAGAAAUCCCAGAAGGAGGAGAUCGCCGAUUCUGUUUACUACAUCGGAAGAUUUUCUUGAUGAGGAUCAUGGGCCUGUUCUUGAUCAUCCCAUUUGGUACAUCCACACGGUGGGUCUGUCUCAGGCUUUAAUUGAUUCCAUUACGGUUUGUAAGUAUAGGAAAGAUGAGGGUUUGAUUGAGGGGACGGAUUGUUCUGUUUGCUUGAGUGAGUUUGAGGAAGAUGAGAGUCUCAGGCUUUUGCCAAAGUGUAGUCAUGCUUUUCAUAUUCCUUGUAUUGAUACAUGGUUGAGAUCACAUAAGAAUUGCCCUCUUUGCCGCGCUCCGAUUGUUUGUGGUGCUGCUAGUGAUCAAGUGAGUGUCCCGGAUUCGAUUGCGAGUGGUUCUGGUUCUGGGGAGAGCAUUCGGGUGGAGAAUUUGGAGAGUGUUGAAGGGAUUGAAAGAGGGACCAGUGAGGUUGUGAGUACAGAUGAUGAGAAUGUCAGUACAGUUUCGAUUGAUGGUAGGAGUGUUGAAAGUUCAAAGGUUUUGCCUAAUUCUAAUUUGGCUGAGGGAAGUUGUGAUCCGAGAGCAUGGAGCGAUUUGGCGGAUAAUAGACGAGUGACUGAAGAUGAUGUGCAGCCAAUUAGGAGGUCAGUUUCAGUGGAUUCAAUGUCUGCUUCAAGAAUAUAUCGUGCUGUGGCUAAUGUUAUUCCGGAACAAGGAAGUUCGAAUUCCCAAUUAGUACUUGUAAAGAAUCCAAAGUCGGGGAUUGUUCCGAAGCAGGACAAUGCAAGUUCUAGCGUAUCUAAGCAUAAGAGAAGUUCUUCAAAUGUUAUUUCUCUGCAGAUGGUGCCAAUGGCAAUGAAAAUGCCUUUUCCCUCUGGCAAGAAGCUUUUCUCAUCGAAACACAGAAGGACUCUUAGCUCAAUCCUUCCCUUAUGA